This is a messenger RNA of Heterotrigona itama, 945 nucleotides long. Lineage: Eukaryota; Metazoa; Arthropoda; Insecta; Hymenoptera; Apidae. The record is from the annotation of a GenBank genome assembly.
AAUUUAACUAGACUAUUUGUUGAGAUUCUCAAACUUUACCAAACUGAUAAGAACUGGUGCAUCAACUUCUCUCCAUUCCUAGUUUCUGUGAUUCCUUGUAAAAAAUAUAGACCAUUUUCGUGGAUGUGGCUGAAGAUGUGGUGCAUCGCGUGGUGGCACAGCGGUCGCGAUGACGACGACGAAGAGGAGGACAUAGAAGGUGCUGAAAGCAGUCGCACAGGACACGGUUACGACGAGGCAAUAACGCCGUUGUCAGUGGAAACCCCUCUCACCGGUACGGUCUCACGAUCUGCCUCUCUGAGCGGGAUCCAUCCUACCACGUUGACCGUUGAGAAAACUAUCAGUAUAGCUGAUAACCACGAUUACAAAAAGACUAAGAAAGCCGGCGAGCUGUCGACGAAAAGUGUCUCUAGUGAUUCUGUGUACACGAUUCUGAUCCGGCUGCCGACACGGGACACCGGCGGCGUGGGAAAAUACACGGAGGGGCCGAGCAUAAAAAUGUAUCACGAGGAGACGGUGAGCCCGUCGUUGAUCACCAGGAGACCGUCUCACAUACCCGACAUAAGGAUCCCCCUGAACACGAAGAACAUCCCGAAAGCGUUGGCGAGCAAACCGGCUGCGAACAAGACGGCGAACAAGAAGAAGAAGAAGCUGCAGGAGAAGAAGGCCGAUCGAAAGGCGGCGAAAACGUUGUCGGCCAUCUUGCUGGCGUUCAUCAUCACCUGGACACCGUACAACAUUCUCGUUCUAAUUAAAUCCAUCACAGCCUGCUCCUGGUACAUACCGCAGGAGCUAUGGGACUUUUUCUAUUACCUUUGUUACAUCAAUAGUACUGUGAAUCCAAUGUGUUACGCCCUGUGCAACGCAGCGUUCCGACGAACAUACGUGAGGAUCCUCAAGUGCAAGUGGCAUAACAGAAACAGAGCCGCGAUGGACAGAGGAUGA